AUGAAGCAUUCCGAGGUGCUAAGGAAGCAGUAUAUCAACAAAGACUUGAACAGACUUACGAUUACGGAUCUGUUGGGCCUCUUCCCACGGCCAAAUGACCCGAGCAACCCAAUUCUGUCACCUCUGACGCGAAUGGGUUUACCGUCAGUGGUGGGCGAUACGUCUGGGUUCGUCUCCAGGGAAGAGAAGGACGUCCAAAAGAGGCGAUUAUCAGCAAAGGCUCUCUUGGAAGGCCAUGGUAGCACAGAAAUUCUGUCGACUGGAAGUCGCGGAUCGCCUACAGCCUGUGUCGCUGAAUCAGACCUUCCCCAUCUUGCACAGAACGACACUACACGACCAACGACAGGUAUGCGAGACGGAUGUCAUGACUGCGACGCGAGCACUUGUAACGCCCCAGCCAAGGAGAAGCAUCCAUCGAGAGUGACUGGCGGGGCCUCAACGCCUAGGAGCAGACAGUGCUGUGGAGCUUCUGGCGAAGCCGUCCACAAUCAAGCCGUGCAGGAUCAUGUUCCGUACAAUCUACGCUCGUGUUCAGGAGAGCGAUCAGUACUCGCGGGCCAGAUGCUAGGAGCACGAAAUGAUACCCCCAAUGGUGCAAUGGCUGGUGAUGCUGCGGACCUCUCUGCGCUACCUAGCAGCAUCGGACAGUACGCGUCUGAGCUGGGCCCCUCACAGCUGCAAAGACCGAAGGUGUCCUCACGCUCAUCACUUCCAGGAGAUCUACGGACGACCCUGUUGCUUGAGCAAGACAACGUUACAGGGUCAUAUGGUUUUGGUGAUGAAGAUAGGAUCAUCAGUAUACCUCUCCUACCAGACAUCAAAGGGCCAAUACGACCGACGCGCAGAGUCCAAGCUAAGAGCAGCAUUCUUCGAGAGGAUACCUCCGAUCCGCAGUCGGUGCGCUCAGACCUCAUUGGGUCCACUUCUGACUUAUCGUCACCUGCUGUCGCCAGAAGAGCUACACUAGGGGGUGAUUGUGACCCUUUUGCUGCGCCGAUUGGGAAGACCAAAGGGUCGCUGAAACUGGCCAUCAAAAGGUCCUCCGGGCACGCGGAGUCUCAGUCUCUCAAAACGCUCGGAUACGGAGACCGCACAGCUAGUGAGUUAACCAGUCGCUUUCCUACAGACGCCUUGUACAUGACAGCCGUGACCGAGCAAGAAAUGGCUCUUCUGGUCAUGAUGCGCUAUAAGCGUGCAGUGAUGAAGAAAAUCUCCUCUGCAGAAGGCUUGGACUUGCUUUGA
Messenger RNA from Recurvomyces mirabilis, 1242 nucleotides. RefSeq lists its product as uncharacterized. The coding region runs from base 1 to 1242 and encodes 413 amino acids. The transcript has a single exon. The record is from RefSeq and is a predicted model, not a curated record. NCBI's taxonomy places the organism in Eukaryota, Fungi, Ascomycota, Dothideomycetes, Mycosphaerellales, Teratosphaeriaceae.